AUGUCUGGUCAAGGUAACGCUCAGAGUUGGACUGAACACGAAGUUCUCGUCUACCUCCUCAGCGUUAUUGAGGCUGGCAAUGUGCAACUCGACUACAAUAUUGCUCCUGUACCUGCUGGCCGCAACGUGAACGGAUGUCGUCAGAAGAUGAACAAGACUAAGCUUGCGCUGAAGCCAGAGAUUGAUGCACUCAAAGCUGGAUUACCCAUUGCUGCCGCUGUCACUACCCCUGCUGGUGGAGCCCCAACCAAGAAGGCUGCUACACCACGCAAACGCAAGCCGAAGACCGAUAAUGAGGGCAACACUGGUGAGGUUACUCCCAAGAAGGGUCGCAGUCGCCCCAAGAAGAACAAGGAGCCUACUCCUGAGGCUGAGGAGGAUCAGACGGAUCUGGGUGUCAAGCCAGAGUUUGGAGAAGACGAGGAGGACGACAUCCUGAAGGAGGUCGAGCUGAUCUGAGACUGUCCCUAGCCAGCAGUGUGGCACCAAACGCAUGUGCAUGGAAAAGUUCAUUGUGGGGGUUCUGCAGCACGUAUUAGCGUCUAACGUUCAGACUACGUUGACGGCAUGCUUGGAGUAUUAUCUGCGUCUUGGUUAGCUGUGCCUCCGGCUUCCACAAUCCCCAGGCACCAAAGAUGUACUUGAAGAAUACAAGUCAAAUACUUGAAACCGACAUGCCUUAUCCUAAUCAACACACCAAGCCAAACCCGUC
This is a messenger RNA of Alternaria alternata, 712 nucleotides long. RefSeq lists its product as hypothetical. The transcript is spliced from 3 exons. The record is from RefSeq and is a predicted model, not a curated record. The coding region runs from base 1 to 459 and encodes 152 amino acids. NCBI's taxonomy places the organism in Eukaryota, Fungi, Ascomycota, Dothideomycetes, Pleosporales, Pleosporaceae.